CGAGAUUCGGGCCGAUCACUCGACGCUGCCGCGCUUGAGCAGCUUGGUUACACGUGUAGGAACGCGCUGGGGACGCGAGCAGCGAUUCACAAACACCACAGGACUCGUGUGCGCCACUGUCGCCAUCGGUGCGUCGUGAGGCGCCCUAAAACACCGCUAUGAUGUCAUAUUGCAAAUUGCUGCUGCUUUGGGCAGCAGCGGCACGCCCCGUCGCGGCAUGUAGGUUCAUCGCCUACUGCGGCAACCGCACGGUCGACGCGCGAAAACUACUCUUGGACGGCGAGAACAAUUUACUCGCCCUAGCGACGAGCCGACCGCUCCUCCCAGCUCUCUCGCUGUCGAGGCACUACGACGAGGCACAAGUACCACUAAGGAACGUGGAGAAGAACCUGGAUGGCUACGGCGUGUCCUGGUACGAAGAAGGCGAGUCCUUUCCUCGCAGAGUCAGAAGUGCCAAUCCGAUCAUCAAGGAUAAUGUGUCGGAUGCGACCUUCCAGAAUUUGUUGGAUGGGCGGGCCGCUGUGUGGAAAUCGACCAGUGAGUUAGGUUAUUUGCGGAGACCUUCGUGAACCUCCACGCCAUCGAACCGGCGCGGUCGCGUCGACAAUGUCGCGUCGAUGGCUGAAAACCACGCUAUCGAGCAGACAGCUACGGAGACAACAUCGCGUCGAUGGCGUAGGGCGCCCGAAAUUUGAUUUCCACACAGGCGCGCCGUGCCCAUGCUGUUCCGGGCUUCAUUAGAUGUUUGUGUGGAAGAGCCGCAGCCACCUUCACAAGUAGCUCUUGAAUCUAGAGCCGUCUUCGCGCACGUAAGGGCCGCAUCCCCCAAUUCGACGCAGAAGGAGACCAAUUCGCACCCGUUCGCAUUUCAUACGUUAACAUGGCUCCACAAUGGUCAUGUUUGGGGUUUUGAAAAGUUUCGGGAGCAGCUCAUCGCGAAGCUUCCCAGGAAAUUGCUGCCGUUGGUCGCCGGCGACACUGAUAGUGAACUGGCCGGUGCUGUGUUUGCGUCGCAUCUCGCGGGGUUUCCUUAUCGGAAGACGUAUGAUUUGGUCGCGUUGCGGGCGGCGAUGCUCGCGACGGUGGCGAAUCUGCGGGAGCGCUCGUUGCGGGUCCACGAGAGCGAGGGUUCCGAUCUGUGUGGAAAUCAACCAGUGCGUCGGGCGCACCGGCAUCACCACGUCAUCGAGCAGGCGUCGCGUCGAUGGCGUGGAGGUCGACGCGAACGAUUCAGCACGAACGAUUCCACACAGGUUCCGAUGUCUGCCCCGACAUGCCGCCCUCAUCUCUAAACUUCGCUGUUUCAGAUGGUACAUCCCUGGUCGUUAUAAGGUUCCGGUCCUCGAUGAGCGAGGACCCGCCCACGCUCUACUACCGGAUUGUACCAGAGGGCGUGAUCGUCGCCUCGGAGCCGUCGUCUUCAGACGCCGAAACGCUCAGGGAGUGGACGCUGCUCGGCAAAAAUAGGAUGCUCUCUUAUAGUCCCUCGACGGGCGUCCACGUCGAGUGCGUCUGCCCGCACAGCUGCGACGACGACGUGUCGGCGGCGGCGCACUUUUCCGGGCGGUCCGAGGCUGACGCCGUUGUUGGCAAGGGCCUGGUUUGGUACGCCGCCGCCACGGUCCUGGCGUUCCUGCUGGGCCGGCGGUGGCCUGCUCGGUCUUUAUCUGAGGAACUGGCGCUUUCUGUCGUCACCGUGUUGUUAGCCUGGUGGUGCCUGACCACUCCUCCAUGGUGAGGCCGUUCCCAGUGUAAUUAUGUGUGAAAUUGAACCCCGG
Molecule: messenger RNA, 1778 nt
Organism: Pelagomonas calceolata
Lineage: Eukaryota; Pelagophyceae; Pelagomonadales; Pelagomonadaceae
Source: the annotation of a GenBank genome assembly